AUGCGUCGCUUUGGCACUGGAAUUAGUGGAAAUCGAAAGCCAAAGGCUGAAUUAUCCCCUGAAACACGCUCAGCUAUCAUUUAUAGCCUUCGAAAAGGGAUAUCGCCGACAAGAAUUGCGCGCGAUAAUCACGUCUCCCUAGCUCAAUUCACUAUACAAAACAACGCUUCUACACCAACACGACAAUCAAAUCAAGGCCCUGGAGCGGUCGGCCUCGAAAUUUUAAUGAUCGUACAAGGCGCUAUAUAUUUCAGCUUGCGCGUCGGCACCCUCGGUGGACAUACGCAGCGCUCGGCGCAAAUAUACCUGGUACAGACACAAGAAUGUCGAGAUCUACAAUUAGACGCCUCCUACGGACAUAUGGACUCCGAAAACGGAAGUCAAAGAAGCGAAUACUAUUAA
Messenger RNA from Penicillium lagena, 402 nucleotides. RefSeq lists its product as uncharacterized. The coding region runs from base 1 to 402 and encodes 133 amino acids. The transcript has a single exon. Lineage: Eukaryota; Fungi; Ascomycota; Eurotiomycetes; Eurotiales; Aspergillaceae. The record is from RefSeq and is a predicted model, not a curated record.